Messenger RNA from Spirodela intermedia, 2166 nucleotides. The record is from the annotation of a GenBank genome assembly. Lineage: Eukaryota; Viridiplantae; Streptophyta; Magnoliopsida; Alismatales; Araceae.
AUGAACAACAGGCUCCGUUCAGUUGUCCAGAGCGGCGAUGUCGCCGCCUUCGUGGAGUUCGUCAGGGAGGAUAAACAGGGAGACGCAGAGCAGACGAGCACCCUGGCGCUGACCAAAGCUCUUUUCCUUGCGGCCAGGCUUGGUCACGAUGAGCUGGUGUCAGAGAUCGUGAAGAUGGAACCGAAAUUGGUGGCAUCGGAGAAUACCCGGAUGGAGGCGCCGGUUCACGAAGCGUGCCGCGAGGGGAGCGUGGAGGUCGUGGACGUGUUGAUGGCGGCGGAUCCUUGGGUGGGCUACAGGCGUAACGCCGAGGACCGGAGUGCGCUAGCUGUGGCCUGCAUCCACGGGCAUCUAAACGUUGUGAAGAGGCUUCUUGAUUGGCCGUGGCAGAUGGCGUCCGAGGAAGACGGCACUUCCACGUGUCUCCAUGCUGCGGCCUGCGGAGGAAGCACAGGUGAGCUGACUUAGAGAACUUCAGAGGCCGUCUUAGUUCCACGGUGGCUGCAAGAAAUGAAUAAAAUUGUUUAGUAUGGUGGUUUAUGCAGUAUUAAUAUCCCAUCUACUUCAACAACAAUCACUAUUUUAGUUUUCGGCUUUAAUUUAGCAUGAACAUGAUGAGAAGUGAAUGAUUGACGAUGGGCAUCACAACGUCUUCAUGAUGGACCAGAAAUCGUUCGCACAUUAUUGGGAGCUCGCCCGGAUUUUGUGUGGAGGAAGGACGCCCAAGGUCAUACUCCCCUCCAUCUAGCCGCCAGUAAAGGGUUCCUGGAGAUAACCAGGGAACUACUCCGAAACGACUCUGAUCUUUGCUUGGCAAAAGACGAAGACGGAAGGACUCCCCUCCAUUCGGCCGUCGUCAGAGGGCGAGUCAACGUCAUCGAUGAGAUCAUUUCCUCGAGCCGCGACUCCCUGCAGGAAUUGACUAAGCAAGGGGAGAGCGUCCUCCAUCUCGGUGUCAAGUACAACCAGUACGAGGCCGUCAAGUAUCUGGUCGAAAGGCUGGACGUCUCGGAUAUCAUCGAUCUCCCCGAUCAGAAUGGGAACACUGUUCUACAUCUUGCAACAGCAGCGAAGCUGUCCAAUGUAAGAACGUAGCCGACGCUAGUGAGUUCACAAGAUUACUUAAUCUUUGAUUCAAUAUUGUAUUCUUUUAUUCUCUGUUAUGCCCCACCUCCUAUUCCUUUUCAGUAACUCUUACGGGUUUGUUCUUCUCGGUGAGAAUAGAUGGUUAGGUACCUGGUCAACAAAAGCGGUGUUGAAGUAAAUGCAGUCAACCACAGGGGAUUCACAGCUCUUGACGUCGUGCCAAGCGAAACAAACAGUUCUGGAGUGCUGCAACUCGCAGCCACAUUACUGGACGCCGGCGGCAAACGCAGCGACGACUUGCCCGGCUCGUCGUCGAAGAUAGGAAUAAUCAUUGAACAGCCGAUCAAGGGACCGUUUCCGGCGGAUGUCCCCCGGAUUUCUUCUUCAAAAAGGAAAUCCACGAACUCGAACCACGCCAGGCGCCACCACGGCCAAAGCAGACGGGGGGAGAAGCAGAAGGAACUCCAAAUCGAGGGCCUCCGGAAUGCCCGCAACACGAUAACCUUGGUGGCUGUGCUGAUCGCCACGGUCACCUUCUCCGCCGGCCUCAAUCCCCCGGGAGGGGUCCAUCAGGAUGGAGUAAUGAUCGGGAAGUCAAUCAUGGGAAGAUUGACGACUUUCAAGGUUUUCACUGUCGGCAACAACGUCGCCUUCUUCACCGCAAUAGCCAUCGUCAUCGUUCUCGUCAGCAUCAUCCCCUUCCGACGGAAGUCGUUGAUGCGUCUCCUGCGGGUGACGCAUAGGAUCAUGUGGGUCUCGAUAACCUUCAUGGUGGCGGCCUUCAUCGCGGGAACAUGGGUGAUACUGCCGCCCGCCAGGGGGACAAGGUGGAUGCUCGUGGCCAUGCUGACCAUUGGGGUCGGCUCCAUCGUCUCGGUUUUCGUGGGUCUCGGAGUGAUGCUGGUCGGGCAACUCGUCAGGAAGUGGGAGUGGCGGAGGAACAGAGGCGGGAAGAAGGAGACCCCGACCAGUAGCAUCAGCCGAGUAGAAGAGGAGUUGCGCGCUAGGCGCAGGUCAAGCUCGACGUCCAGUAACUCCGACAUUUGGAGCUCAGAGAAGUCAGGAUACCAUACAUACUGA